GUGGCUGGGUAUGGUGUGAUGUGUAGUGUGGUGUGGCUGGGUAUGGUGUGAUGUGUAGUGUGGUGUGGCUGGGUGUAAUAUGUGGACUUGACGCGGCCCGGGGGGUGUGCCAAGACCUGCGGCCCCUGGCACUGCACCUCGGCCACACGGAUGCUCAAGCAAGAGGCACCUUAAAAGUUUCUAUGAACUAUAAGAGAAAACAUGGCCACACUUGUGCCCCAGAAAGAUGAUGUUGAACACUGGACUGUUGAGCAAGUGGCUGCAUGGCUUCAACAGGUGGAGUUAUCAGAUUGCUGUGAUACUUUUUUAAGAAGAGGAAUUGAUGGACAUGGAUUUUUGCAAUUAUCACAGGACAAUUUGCCCUGGUCGGGUAGAGAUGUGUCUGUAAGGAAUCUCAAACAGAUCUUGAAACUAGUCAGUCAAAUUAAGAGUCAACAGCAACAUCCUAGCACUACAAGACAACCCAUUGAGAUUUCCCGUUCCUUAGGAUCCCACCCACCAAAAACCUACAAUGAUUACGCAAUGGAUUUUCCUGUUAAGGACUUUUUUGGUGAAGAGGAAGAACAUACAGGGCUGGAAUCUCCUCCAGCCCCUCCAAUUCCUCCACGGCAUCAAGGCCAGUCACCAAGCCUGUCCGCCUGUCCAUCAUUCCCAAGAACUAACACAGGGCAGAACAGCAAUAUUCUCCAUGGCCCUGAAUCCCGAUCUCUGGAAACUCACAAUGACGACAUCUGGGGUGACUAUGACUCUUCCUUUGAUGAAGAGGAAUCAGAGGAACAUCCUGGUCAAAAGAUGCAACUAGUGAAGGAGAAUGACCAAGGUGAGGAAAAUAUUGAUGAUUUAUAUUUGGUUCCACUUCCGGCAAACUCUCCUGCAAGCAACCACUCAAGCAUAAUAAAUAGAGAGCUUCCCAAUCAUUCUCAGCUACCAACCAACACUUCCUUCAUACACCAGCAUGGAGGAGGGUCAUGGAGCCAGUCCAAACUAAAGAAAGAAAGAUUGAGCUUUGGUUCUGACACUCAAAAUAAUAGAAGAAGCCAUCCUCCAGCUAUUCCUGAGCGAGCUCCAGUAAGACCUCCACGACCAGUAAAUGAUACUCUGAUGGCCCUUCACAAGCAGCAGUCUCCCUUGCACCACUUUCAAGCACCAACACCCAAAAGAGCCCUACACUCACCCCUACAAGAAGCCAUCAACCACAACUUGGUUGAAAAUGGAAGCAGUGGAGUCAAAGGAGCUUCGUUCUCAUAUCGGCACCAGUUUCCUUCCAGCCCUCCUUCCAGGUGGCAGAAAGACAAUGAGCCAUCACAGGCUCACUUACCCACCCAGUCUAUGGAGAAAAAUGACCAUGUGUAUGAAAUAGUGGAUGUUCCUCAAGGAUCCUAUGGGGGCACUGAAGCCCCAGGUCCAAAUAAGUCAGAUCAACAGUCUCCAAGCAAGCCUCCAAUUCCUCCCCCCAGGAACCAAAACCAAGAUUCUGAUGACCGAGAUCUCAGUAGUCGGCUAGGGUCCGUCUCGCUUUCCCAUGGUAAGCGACCACCAGCACCACUUCCACCACCUGUUGCCCACAACCUUUCAGAAGGACGUAACACUAGUCAAGCACGACCACCAGCAUCACUUCCACCACCUGUUGCCCACAACCUUUCAGAAGGACGUAACACUAGUCAAGCACGACCACCAGCACCAGACUUACCCAACCGAAGUGACCGGAGCAGACAACCUGCGCCUCCUCCUUCCUUCUCAGGCAGCAGCUCUCAUUCCAGUCACCUGACCUUCCCUAAGGAGAGUCAUGCACCUCAAGAGCUUUUACAGAAUUCUGCAGCAAGCUGCCACCCAUUCAUCAGUCUGGAGAAUGGGGAGCAAAUUGAGCUUACUCCACUGUACCGGAAGAUCAUGGAAAAGCCCUACUUCCAAUUUAUUUCAAGAGCCAAGGCGAAGGAACUAGUGAUGCAAGGAAAAGAAGGGACUUUCCUCAUUCGACCAUCAACUAGAACAAAAAUGCCAUUCACCCUCACCGUUAAGCAUGAUGAUCGCUACUACAAUAUCAACAUCAGACAACGUCCGGACCGCCUCUUUGCUCUAGGCUACGAGAAGGCUUCAGAACGAACCUUUUCUUCAAUAGAUGAGAUGGUCUCCACUCACUACAAGGAACCCAUCACCUUGGUGAAUGGAGAGUGUGCCCUGCUGAAGUACUCCCCCUCAAAGCCUGUUUGGCAUGUUCAAACUGGUCAUUAAGAAACAUAAGGAUACAAAAUGUUGAUGACUUAAUAAUAAGUUAAUCAUUAAUUUGCUAAGAUGUCUCAUCUCAAAGAAAACAUGUUUCACGUACUUUCUCAUGAAAGAAGUAGAGGUUUUGAUAUAUAACUUAAUUCUAGAAGUAUGACACAAAUUUACCAUAUCCUUGUGCUUACAGCUUAUGUCAGUCUCAAAAAGACAUUGAAUUCAGUGCAUUGCAAGGCAUGGGACCUCCUGGGACUCUAUGAGUACCCAACUUCUUUCCUGGAAGGAGUGAGGUGAGGCAGGGCUGUGUCCUUGCCCUAUCACUUUUUGGACAGGGUGUUAGGUAGAUUAAAGUCAUUGUGGAGCAUCUGUUGACAAUACCUAGGUCACUGACCCCGUUUCUUGCUAAUGCUACUGUAAUCCUCAUGAAGUCAGAGAUUUUGGUGGUGGCUCUCAUAACAGUGCACAAGGAAAUGAAGCCUUGCAAAGGUCAAGUUACCUGGAGGUGUUUAGAGGCUUACUAUUACUAGAUGGAAGAGUAAAGUCUGUUCAUGACCUGGCAAUGUAGUGAGAAGAACAAAGAUCCGGAGUUUUAGGUCACUUGUGUUCCUUGUCCUACUCUAUGGUUGUGAUAUCGACACUUAAAAUAGUGACUUUAGGAGGCAAACUGAUGCCUUUGGUAACAAGUGCCUACACAGAAUCAUGGGAUAUCGUUGUAAUGACAAUUGAGCCAAAUUGGCGAUUAUUCUGUGAGACUGAAUCUUAUCUUUGGCUUAUUACUGCACUGUCCUUGAAUGCCAACUCAGGCUAUGCAGGCAUGUGGUACGCUGCUCUUUACCGAGGUGAUAUUUAAUAGUGCCUACGACAUUAACAGAAUAGAUGGAAAUUCGAAGUAGCAAUGAGAAUUUGAAGACUGUUUGGCAUGGGUGAAAGAAUAAGAUAUGGAGUGAAAUAAGUACAAAAAUGACACCUUUUUAGAUGAUUUUGUCAGCUGAAGAGAAAAAAUGAGGGCAAGGCAAAAAGAGGGUAUACAAGUGAGAUGGAUGGUGUAUGAGAGAUAAUGACCCCUUGGUUUAUAUUCAGGAGAAAAUGGGAAGCAGUGACAACUAGGAAAAUGUAAAAAGUAGUACAUAGAUUUACUGCAGUUAAUGGUCAUUCUUGUUGCUUCCUUGGAUGUUAUAAAAUUGACAAACUGUGGUAUAGGUAUACUAUAUAAAUCCAGAUGAUAAAAGUUUGCAAACCAUGAUAUAGGAAAGCUGAAUACACCAAGUGAAUUUCAUAAUCUUGAUAAACUAAAGAAUGUAAUAUGUAAACCAACAGACUGUUCCCAGGGAAAAUCUUAGCUGCAAAAUACAUUUUGUCUUAAAGAAUACUGAGCAUAAAUGGUCUCAUUCUUUAAUCCCUUGACCACAAUGGUGACUAUAUAUUGACUGAAUUGAUGGUUUUGUUACCAGGGUAGCAGUCUUUUGAUGUACUGGAAUAGGUCAGCAAAUUAACUUUCCUUGGACUACUGCUGUCAUCUCAAAAAAAAAAAAAGAAUAAAGAAUAAUUUCCAA
Messenger RNA from Eriocheir sinensis (Chinese mitten crab), 3773 nucleotides. Its product is annotated as B-cell linker protein-like. Gene Ontology annotation, molecular function: protein binding. The transcript is spliced from 18 exons. Bases 202 to 2232 code for a protein of 676 amino acids. NCBI's taxonomy places the organism in Eukaryota, Metazoa, Arthropoda, Malacostraca, Decapoda, Varunidae. Gene Ontology annotation, biological process: cell surface receptor protein tyrosine kinase signaling pathway; intracellular signal transduction. The record is from RefSeq and is a predicted model, not a curated record.